AUGUUCGCCGUCUCGACGUCCACCGUUGCCCUCCGCGCGCCCGCGCGAUUCACCGUCAAGCGAAGCGCGCGAGGCAACGCGCAGACGCGCGCGCUGUUUGGGAAGAAACCCGCGGCCGAGGCCGAGAGCGCGCCGGCGACGAAGAGCCGGUUCAAAGCCAAGGCGAAACCCGCGGCGGCGGCGAAAGCCGUCCCGGGCGAGCCGUACUACGUGGACGGUAAAUUGUGGGUGUGCCAAGGGUGUGGAUACGUCUACGACGGCUCGAAGGGGGCGUGGGCGGAGGGGAAGCGAUGCCCGGCGUGCGGUGAGCGACGAUUCGCGCUGAAGUCGCCGCAGGAAUUGCAAACGGCGAUUUACGCCCUCGCGGCGUCGGUGGCGCUCAUCGGCUUGCUCUUCAUCAUUCCCCGAUUGUGA
Molecule: messenger RNA, 414 nt
Organism: Ostreococcus lucimarinus CCE9901
Lineage: Eukaryota; Viridiplantae; Chlorophyta; Mamiellophyceae; Mamiellales; Bathycoccaceae
Exons: 2
Coding region: 1-414 (137 amino acids)
Molecular function (GO): iron ion binding
Source: RefSeq, a predicted model, not a curated record